UGCACCUCCAACGAUCUCCUCUCAAGUCAUAGCACAAGUGUAUAUAUAUUCGUAUUUUGAAAAUGGCGCCCAUUCAAAUGGAAAAGUCCUACGUGAAAGUGUCCUCCACACCUGCUGCAAAAUGCUCUCGGCAGGCAGUGUCAAGCAGCAGGUCAUGGGAUGUGAUCCUUCCUAUCAGUCGCAGAGGAAGCUUCUUCCAAGACUCGUUUUUCUCUGACAUACACAAGGAUUUUGACUCCUCCGUCAGGGAGGUGUUGGCCAGAUGGAGUGACGAAGACCUGAAAGUGAAAGACUUCCGCCGGGAUGAUAUUAUGGACCGUUACAGACAGCUUCGAUCUCGUAAUCUAAAUGAAGAGAACCAGGCUGUCACAGUUACAUCUGACAACACAAGUCAUAAGAUUGUGCUGGAUGUGCAUGACUUCAUGUGUGGAGAUGUGAAAGUGAAAGUGUUGGACGAGGAGGAGUUGUUAGUGGAAGGAUACGUGGAGAAGGAGGAAGGAAGCUCGUCCGUCUCGUCACACUCCUUCAGACGCUACUUCUCUUUGCCUCAACACGCAGACAUGACAGCGAUAACGUCCGUCAUGUCUGCAGAUGGUAUCCUCACAGUCACUGCGCCAAAAAUAAAAACAGAAAUGACAAAGGAAAAAGCAAUCAAUCAAACUUCCGCUUCGAAUUAUCAUGAAAAAGUCAGCGAAACACGAAAACAAACAGACUCAGAACACUUGUCUUCUACACGAAAAGAAAGCUGUUCGUGUGAUCUUGGUUUCAAAAGAACAGCUGAUUCCUCUGGGUUUGACUACGGUUCGUGGGACACAUCCUUGCCCAUCACUCGAAGAGGAGGCUUCUCCCAGGACUCCUUCUUCUCCGAUACACAUCGCGACUUCGAUGCCUCCAUCAGGAAGGUCCUCAAUGGCUGGAAUGACGCCGAUCACCAGCUGGCGGAUUUCUGGGACGAUGACGACUUCCACCGCAGCGACAGACUGGCCCGCUACAGACAGCUCCGAUCGCGGAACCUGUGGAGUGAUAACCAGGCCGUUACAGUUACCUCAGAUAAUAUUAGUUAUAAAAUAUUGGUGGAUAUGCAUGACUUUGUGGAUGGAGAUGUGAAGGUGAAGUUGAUGGGCGAGAAGGAGCUGUUGGUGGAGGCCCAGUCGGCCAGGUCCUCGCACACCUUCACACGCACCUUUUCCUUGCCUGACUCCAUUGACAUAACGUCCAUCACGUCUGUCAUGUCGUCAGAUGGCAUCCUGACAAUCACUGCCUCCAAGAAGGAGAGUGAAACACAACAGAAGACUACUGUCAUCCCCAUUAGUGUCAAGGAAACGCAUAAUGCUUCAGAAGUUCACAGCUCAACUUCCUCGACGACCUCGGGAGUUUUUGAGGAAACAGCAUCUGGCCAAGGAAUAUCCCACACAGCCCAAGAGGAGGAACGCAAAUACGCACGAUGCUUUCAGGAGAAUAUCGACGAGGACAAGACCCAAACUGCAACUUCCAAUAUCUCAAGCAACACCCAACAAUCAUCACAGAAGGAAUCGUCUGUCAUCACAGAUUUUGCUUCCACAAGAAUUUCCGACUCGCUGGGAGCAAAGAAAACUCUUGGGAAUAAACAAGAAGACUCCUUGCCCAUCACGAAGAGAGGAAGCUUCUUCCAAGACUCAUUCUUCUCCGACAUACGCCAAGGCUUCGACGCCUCUGUCAGGGAAAUCUUGAAGAAAUGCAAUGACUCCGAUCUCACGGUGACAGACGAUGUCAGUCACAGUGACAUCUUGAGCCGCUACAGGCAGCUUCGAUCUCGAGACAUGAGGGAAGAGGACCAGGCCUUCUCCGUCACGUCAGACAGUGCUAGCCUCAAGAUCGUGCUUGACGUGUAUGACUUCAUGCGCGGAGACGUCAAGGUGAAAGUCGUGGACGAGAAGGAGCUGGUGGUGGAAGGACACGUAGAGAAGGAGGAAGGAAGUUCAUCCGUCUCGUCACACUCCUUCAGACGCCGCUUUUCCCUACCUCACCGCACUGACAUGACACACAUUACUUCUGUCAUGUCUUCAGAUGGUAUCCUCAAAAUAACUGCUCCCAAAACGGCAGGAGAACCACAGCAAAACACGUACGUUAACUUAUCCAUGACUGAGGAAAGGAAGGAAUCAACGGCUCAAGACUUCACACCUAAGGCACUCUCGUCCACGACGGAGAAAAAUAUCUCCGUUCACGAGAAUCUUGUCAAUGUAGAUCAGAAGGACUUUGAGUGUGAACAAAAACACACGUACGAGAACAAGAUGAGAAAGCUGAAGAGAGAAUUUGAAUUUCCUGCUGAAUCCAAGGAAGUUUUAAAGCCCAAGAUCUGUCAAAAUCAAUCUACAACUGCUUCUGUCAAUGAACAUGGAAACGAUGCCAAUAAUCAGGAUCAUGAACUCAAACGACUGACUGAAACAUUCAAAUCAACAAUCACUGAGAAAGCCUCUUGUGAUGACUUUGUUUCUGAAGAACAACAAACUUCCAUGCAAUCUGAAUCUGAGUCAACAGAAGCCAUCAAACUGCGCGAAGAGAUCUUACCCAUCAGUCGAAGAGGAAGCUUCGUUCAGGAUUCUUUCUUCCUCGAUGUCCAUCAAGAGUUCUACACUGCCAUCAGAGAGGUCCUGAAGAAGUGGGUUAGUGCAGACAGUGAGGACUUCUUUAGUCUUAGUCACAGCGAUAUUCUGAACCACUACAGACAGCUUCGAUCCCGUGAUUUGAGGGAAGAAACUCAAGUCUCUAUCGUCACGUCCGACAACACUAGUUGCAAGAUCGUGUUGGACGUCCAAGACUUCCUGAAUAGGGAUCUGAAGGUGAAGGUGGUGGGCGAGACGAAGGUGGUGGUAGAAGGACGUGUGGCGAAGAGAGAAGGAAGCUCAUCCGUGUCCUCAUGCUCCUUCCGACGCUGCUUCUCGUUGCCAGAGUAUAUUGACAUGACAACCAUCACGUGCAUCAUGUCUUCUGAUGGCAUACUCACAAUCAUCGCUUCAAAAAUGCCAGAAGAAUCGGAAUACAAAGUGAUCAACUCCACUGAGGAAGUUCAAGAAUCCUCUGAAGUUCAACGCUCGGUAUCCCCAACUAAUGAAACAAUCUCUCUCCAUGAGGAAUGUGAAAAGGCAAGCAAAGCCACAUAUGACAGCAUGGAUUCUAUGGCAGAAGAUACGAGCAUUGAGUUCGAAGAUGUAAGGACUCCACUCUCUGAAGAAAUGUGUCACUCAGUGAAAUCUGAGACAGCUCAAAUGUUCCUUCUGUCGACUGAUUCUGCAGCAACAUCGAGUCAUGAUACUGAUUUCGGCAUUGUAGAAACUCAAAAUCAGAGCAAAGAGACUAUUGGCACACUAGAAUCUAUUGUAACUGAAGAAGUGAUGGCUGAUGAAUCACCGUCUGUGUCUUACUCCGAGUCUGCAGAAAUUACAGAAGCUUCCCUAUGUCGCCGAAGUUCGAUUGGCUUGAAUGAAACGUUUGGUGAUAAUUCUGAAUCACGUGACUUUGGGACUUCCCAGGAUUCUCUUCCUUCUGUCAUUCCCGAAGAAGAAAACGAAUCUGAAACUGUUGAAGUCCUUCAUCUUGAAGACUCCCAACAGGCAAUUGAAAGCAUUCUUGAUGCAAAGGAUUCAGCUGUUGAAAUACUUGAUCUGAAAGACUCACAGGAAUCUGCUGACAUUCUUCAAGUGAAAGGUUCAGAAGCUGUUGAAAUUGUUGAUCUGACAGACUUACAAGAAUCUGUUGACAUUCUUGAUACAAAAGGCUCAGCUGUUGAAAAUCUUGACCUGAAAAACUCACACGAAUCUGUUGACAUUCUUGAUGUACAAGACCUACAGGAAUCUGCUGACAUUGUUGAGGUGAAAGGCACAGCUAUUGAAAUUCUUGAUCUGACAGACUCACAGGAAUCUGUUGACAUUCUUGAUGCAAAAGUCUCAGCUGUUCAAAAUCUUGACCUGGAAAGCUCACACGAAUCUGUUGACAUUCUUGAUGUACAAGACCUACAGGAGUCUGCUGACAUUGUUGAGGUGAAAGGUACACCUGUUGAAAUUCUUGGUCUGACAGACUCACAACAAUCUGUUGACAUUCGUGAUGUGAAAGACUCACAUGAAUCUAUUAACAUUCUUGAAGUGAAAGGCUCAGAAGUUGUAGAAAUUUCUGACCUUAAAGAUUCCCAAGAAUCUACGGAAAUUUUGCAUCAAAAGGAUUCAGAGGAAGCUGCUGAAAUUCUUGAUCUGAUGGAUUCAGAAGUUGUUGAAAUUCUUGAUCUUAAAGAUUCCCAGGAAGCUGUUGGCAUUCUCUAUGUGAAAGAUUCACAGGAAGCUGUUGCUGAGGCUCAGAAUACGUCAGAAACUCAGAACUCAACGUCUUCAAGCACUUUGGACGAAGUCACUGAGGAUGCUGUACCUGUGCAAGAAAGGUCCAAACCAGUUUCUGAGGAAACGCUGGAUAGUAAAAUGAAACGGUUGGCAGCAACUGAGAGUUGCACAGAUUCCCUUCAGUCAUCCGGAGAUUCUUGUACCUCUGAAAAAGAAGUCGUCGAUACUCUUGGGCAGCUGAAACUUAAAGAGAUGACUGAAACCGUACGUACAGAAGAGUCUACAGAAACUGGUGAAUCGUUGAAAGGAAUGAGAAGCGUUCACAGAGAUUCGCCAGAAGAGCUGUUGCUCAUCACCAAAAGAGGAAACUUCUUCCAAGACUCAUUCUUCCUUGACACUCAGCGAGACUUCAGUGCCGCUCUCAGGCAGGUGUUGGGCAGGUGCAAUGAAGAAAACUUUGAGAACGACAUUAACCUCUGUUACACGGAUAUCCUGGAACGCUACAGGCAGCUUCGAUCUCGCGAUCUGAAGGAAGAGAAUCAGGCUGUUAUCGUUACAUCAGACAAGUCUUGUCUAAAGAUAAUUAUGGACGUUUAUGAGUUCAUGAGUGGAGAUAUACAAGCAAAGGUUGUUGAUGAGAAAGAGUUAGUCAUUGAGGGACGUGUGGUGAAGAGCGAAGGAACCUCAUUCGAGACCUUUCACUCCUUCAGACGCCGCUUCUCUCUUCCGCAAUAUACUGAUAUCACUUCUGUUAUGUCAUUAGAUGGCAUCCUCACAGUUACUGUGAUCUUUAAGGAAGGAAAUGUCGAGCUAAAUACAACUAAAAAGACUGAGGCAAAAUGCAACAUUACAAAAGAAAUUAUUGACUCAAAAUCACCUUCACUUUCUGCUGAAAAGCAUGUGCUUGAGGCGAAGGCUGAAAAUCAAGAUAGAUUGAACAAGAAUGUGACAUUACAGUCAGAGGAAACUCGUAAUUUCACGUCGGGGACAGAGAGGUCCAAACUUGAUUCCAACUUCGAGGACAAUAGACUGAGACGCUUUGGACGAGGCUAUAACAGGGAGUCUGAAGAAACCAACAGAUAUAACGUCACCGAAGACACAAGUAUGGGAACGUCCUCCCGUUUCACGAGUGUUUCUCAGUGUAGCUCCGCAUUGAAGUCUUUUCCAGUGACGAGGAAAGGACUGUUCUUCUCCGAUUACUUUUUCCGAGACACAAGGGAGGAUUUCCAGAAAGCCGUAAGGGAAAUCCUGAACAAAUGGGGAGAGAAGUCGUCUUCCGGUGACGAGAUGACUUGCUACAGAAAACUACGAGCACGAAAUAUGAGGGAAGAUAAUCAGGCAGUGACGUCUUCGGAAGAUGAACGGCAUUAUAAGUUCGUCAUUGAUGUCCAAGACUUUAUGGACGUUGGAGAGAUCAGCGUGAAGGCUGUGAACGAGAGAGAGUUGGUGGUUGAAGGUCACUUGGAGAGGAAUGAAGACGGUUCGAAGUCCAGCAAGCGGUUCCUUCGACGCUUCGUUGUUCCUGGAGACAUUGAGCUCGAGGCUGUCAUGUCAGUCAUGUCUUCUGACGGUGUGCUUAAAAUCUUAGCUCCGAAGAGGCUUGGCCACAACCGAAAACACGUUUCGACUGACAUGGACGAUGGUGAUGCAAUGUUUUCAAGGAAAUUCACAAAUGGACAUCGUCUCGCCGAUGACUUUUUGGGGAACAGAGAUUCAUCUUCGGAUGACAGGGACUUUAAAGCAUUUGCCAGGAAAGUCAAUGACCGCUACCAAGUCGGUUUCCAAGACGACGACGAACACUUUGAAAAUGGACAUAUGCUAAACAAUGAAACAAAGAUGAAAACUGACAAGGACUUUAAAUUUGACAUUCCAAGCUUUUCAACGGAAAACAGGGUUUUACACGUGGACAGAAGGGGUGUAUUCACUGAAGACUAUUUCUUCGCGAAUGUUCGUGACAGCUUCAGCCAAGCAGUGAGAGAAGUGCUGGAAAAGGCUAAUGAAUGGACCUGUCGAAGUGACGCCAUGCACAACUACAGACGUCUGCGUCAGCGUAACCUCAAGUUGGAAACUCAGGCUGUUGGCAUCAUUGACGAUCAAGACUCGCACAAGAUUGUGAUGGACGUUUUUGAUUUCAUUAAGGGUGACGUGACAGUGCAGUUGGUGAAGGGCAAGGAACUGCUGGUCGAGGGUCAAGCAGAGAAGCAGGACGGAAGCAGAGUGUCCCGAGUGAGCUUCGUGCGUCGCUUUGCGUUGCCUGAGCUCGUCGACCGAGACGCCAUCAGCUGCGUGUUGUUCUCGGAUGGAAUCCUGACAGUCAUCUCCAAGAAGAGAGCAUGCGAGUACAGGACUAGUGCAAGGGGACUUUCCAGUGAGAGGAAGUUCUACGGUGACAGGGCUGGCAGGUGGGAGGAUAAGAAAGUGAAGGACUCCCUCGCGGAUCUGGAAGGCCCCAGCUCUCGGAGCUUCAGCACUGGCUCUCGCUCCCGCUACCAUCGCUCCUAUUUCUUGCAAGAAUCUUUAGUUCACAAGCGCACGUGCACCUCCAACGAUCUCCUCUCAAGUCAUAGCACAAGUGUACAUAUAUUCCUUUUUUUGAAAAUGACGCCCAUUCAGAUAGAGAAGUCGUACGACGUGAAAGCCUCUUCCACACCCACUGCAAAGUGCUCUCGGCAGGCAAGGUCAAGCAGCAGGUCAUGGGAUGUGUUCCUUCCUAUCAGCCGCAGAGGAAGCUUCUUCCAAGACUCGUUUUUCUCUGACAUACACAAGGAUUUUGACUCCUCCGUCAGGGAGGUGUUGGCCAGAUGGAGUGACGAAGAUUUGAAAAUGAAAGACUUCCGCCGGGAUGAUAUUAUGAACCGUUACAGACAGCUUCGAUCUCGUAACCUAAAUGAAGGGAACCAGGCUGUCACAGUCACAUCUGACAACACAAGUCAUAAGAUUGUGCUGGAUGUGCAUGACUUCAUGUGUGGAGAUGUGAAAGUGAAAGUGUUGGACGAGGAGGAGUUGUUAGUGGAAGGGCACGUGGAGAAGAAGGAGGAAGGAAGGUCAUCCGUCUCGUCACACUCCUUCAGACGCUACUUCUCUUUGCCUCAACAUACAGACAUGGCAGCGAUUACGUCCGUCAUGUCUGCAGAUGGUAUCCUCACAGUCACUGCGCCCAAAAUAAAAACAGAAACUAUAAAGGAAAAUGCAAUCAAUCAGACUCUCGCUUCGAAUUAUCGUGAGAAAGCCAACAAGACCCAAAAACACAUGGAAUCUCAGACAGACUCAGGACGCUCGUCGUCUACACGAAAAGAAACCUGUUCGUGUGAUUUUGGUUUCAAAAGAACAGCUGAUUCCUCUCGAUUUCACAGCGAUUCAUGGGACACAUUCUUGCCCAUCACUCGAAAGGGAGGCUUCUUCCAGGACUCAUUCUUUUCCGGUAUACAUCGCGACUUCGAUGCCUCCAUCAGGAAGGUCCUCAAUGCCUGGAAUGACGCUGAUCUCCAGCUGGCGGACUUCUGGGACGAUGACGACUUCCACCGCAGCGACAGACUGGGCCGCUACAGGCAGCUUCGAUCGCGGAACCUGUGGAGUGACAACCAGGCCGUUACAGUUACUUCGGAUAAUGUCAAUUAUAAGAUCGUGUUGGACAUGCAUGAUUUUGUGGAUGGAGAUGUGAAGGUAAAAUUGAUAGGCGAGGAGCUGUUGGUAGAGGCCCAGUCAGCCAGGUCCUCGUACACCUUCACACGCACAUUUUCCUUGCCUGAGUCCAUUGACAUAAUGUCCAUCACAUCUGUCAUGUCGUCAGAUGGCAUCCUCACAAUCACUGCGUCCAAGAUGGAGAGUGAAACACAACAGAAGACUAUUGUCAUCCCCAUUAGCGUCAAGGAAAGGCACAAUGCAUCAGAAGUUCACAGCUCAACUUCCUCGACGACCUCGGGAGUUUCUGAGGAAGCAGCAUCUGGCCAAGGAAUAUCCCACACAGGCCAAGAGGAGGAACGCAAAUACGCACGAUGCUAUCAGGAAAAUAUCGACGAGGACAAGACCCAAACUGUAGCUUCCAAGAUCUCUAGCAACACACAACAAUCAUUACAGAAGCAAUCGUCUGGCAUCACAGAUUUUGCUUCCACAAGAAUUUCCAAUCUCUGGAAGCAAAGAAAACUCUUGGGAAUUUGGAAGAUGAUUUCUUGCCCAUCGCGAGGAGAGGAAGCUUCUUCCAAGACUCAUUCUUCUCCGACAUACGCCAAGGCUUCGACGCCUCUGUCAGGGAAAUCUUGAAGAAAUGCAAUGACUCCGACCUCACGGUGACAGACGAUAUCAGUCAUAGGGGCAUCCUAAGCCGCUACAGGCAGCUUCGAUCUCGAAACAUGAGGGAAGAGGACCAGGCCUUCUCCGUCUUGUCAGACGAUGCUACGAUCAAGAUCGUAGUGGACGUGCAUGACUUCAUGUGCGGAGACGUCAAGGUGAAAGUCGUAGACGAGAAGGAGCUGGUGGUGGAAGGACGCGUAGAGAAAGAGGAAGGAAGUUCAUCCGUCUCGUCACACUCCUUCAGACGCCGCUUUUCCCUGCCUCACCGCACUGACAUAACGAGCAUCACUCCAGUCAUGUCUUCAGAUGGUAUCCUCACAAUAACUGCUAUG
Penaeus indicus is the source of this 8929-nucleotide messenger RNA. RefSeq lists its product as uncharacterized. The transcript has 20 exons. The record is from RefSeq and is a predicted model, not a curated record. Gene Ontology annotation, biological process: response to heat; protein refolding. Gene Ontology annotation, cellular component: nucleus; cytoplasm. Bases 63 to 8567 code for a protein of 2834 amino acids. Lineage: Eukaryota; Metazoa; Arthropoda; Malacostraca; Decapoda; Penaeidae.